Messenger RNA from Mesorhabditis spiculigera, 720 nucleotides. NCBI's taxonomy places the organism in Eukaryota, Metazoa, Nematoda, Chromadorea, Rhabditida, Rhabditidae. The record is from the annotation of a GenBank genome assembly.
AUGCUCACGACCACAAUCAGCAGUUAUUUGUAUUUUGGAGCACUUUUUGUUCGCAACGGGAUCUUCAACAGCUUAUCACCCGACGAGAACUUUGGCCGUUUCUACAAUGUGCUGGCCCUUGAGGCAAUUUGCCCAUCGAAAAUCAGGGUCGGCGGACUUGGCGAUGGCGGGAAAUGGGUCUGCAACCCCUGGAAAUUAGCUAAAAACUGCGUCGUCUAUUCCCUCGGCCUGAAUGACGUGGUGGUAUUCGAAGAGGAGUUGCAGAAGAUUGCCACAAAUAGCUGCAAAAUCUAUGGAUAUGACAUGAAGAUUCAAAAACCUUGGACCGUCAGUUUAUACAAUGCGAUCAACGGGGAAUUGCGGCAAGGUCUUGUCACGUCAGCCGGUAACCAUAGCUUCUCGAACAGUAUCGUUAUCGGCGAAGAAGUGGAGGAGCGGGGGAAUCACCAUAUCGAUGUCUUCAAAAUCGAUAUCGAAGGUUCGGAAGCUUCUGUGAUGCCGGAAUUCUUGAACUCAACGAGACCAUGUCAAAUCCUAAUCGAAACGCAUCAGAAUCCACAAGCAACCUUUCGGCUCCUCUCUACCAUCAGUGCGGCGGAAUAUUGGCUAGAUUCCUACGAAAUCAACCCGGGCGGAUUCAAAUUCUGUGAAUAUUCAUUCAUCCACGAGGGUUGCCUCGCGGAAUUUGGCGCUGUGAAAUUGGCAAAGUAUCUGGCGUUG